AUGUUGAUGACAGUGAUCUCCUCCUUGGUUCUUGUCUCCGUGUUCUUCCGGGGACUCGGAGCUGUACCACCCGCUGUCCUGGUCAAUUAUACCCGUCCAGGAGAUCUCAUCAUCGGUGCCGUGUUGGCUUUUCAUUUUGACGACUCCUGCCGGUCAGGAUUGACAUUCCGUCAGGUUGAAAUCGUAGAGACGCUUGUGUACACUGUCGAACAGAUCAACAACCGAUCGGACAUCUUGCCAAAUCUCACCCUUGGAUUCGACAUCAAGGAAAGCUGCUACCAAGAAGAUGCCGCCCUCUGGUCCCUGUUGUCUCUUCUUGGUAAGUACUUUGAGUCUCAGAAUGGCCUUACCCUUCCCCCUCCUGACCAGAAGAACUUUGGCACGCUGCUAGGUGUAGUUGGCACUUCUCGGAGCACGACCAGCAUAUUUAACGCCAAGACGGCCCACCUGUUUGAUUUGCCGAUGAUUUCGCAUUAUGCGACGAGCGACGAAUUGAGUGACAAAGCCAGAUUUCCAAAUUUCCUCCGGACCAUUCCCCCGGACAAGUUGCAAGCCAGGGCCAUGGUAGACAUUUUGGAGAAAUUCGGCUGGACUUGCAUUGGCGUUCUGUACACAUCAGAUGCUUACGGCAUACGCGGAUCACAGGAAUUGCUUAAACUUGCGGACGAAAAAGAAAUGUGUGUCGUCUUUUCUAAGUCUGUGACUGGAAGCAAGCCUACACAGUCAGAGAUCGCAGAGUUGCUUUCUAAGAUUGAUGAAUUUGAAAUUGUGCAUGUCAUUAUUAUUUUUGGUGGAGAGGAGAUGUACGAUAUACUUGAAGAACUGGAAUGUCGUAAGCCAGGUUACAGGGUUACGUUGAUCUGCAGUGACGGUAUUCACGGACGGAAACUCUCUGAGGUCUAUCUAGGUAACAUGACGAAGGGAAGUUUGCGUCUGGAGCAGCAUCGCAGUUAUGUACCCGAAUUUCAAGACUACUUUAAAAGUUUGGAAGCUGCAUCACAGGUUAGCCCCUGGUACAAUGAGUUGAAAGACUUUAUAAUGAAAAGUAACGAAUGUGUGAAUUUGACACUGUGUUCCCUCCCUCAAUACGCUAUGAUUGAGAGUACUAUUUAUCACGCAGUGUACGCCUUUGCCUAUGCUCUGGACGAUUUAAUACGACAACGGUGUAGUAGUAGAACCACUGAUUGUUCACACCGCUUACACAAUAUCAGUGGACAAGAUCUUUUGCCGUAUCUGUUCAAUGUGCAGUUUGAAGGCGUAGGAGGACCGUUCGAGUUCGACGCUAACGGAAAUGCGGAGGGGGCGUAUACAAUCAAGGGUCUCUUAGAAGAAAAUAACAAGAUAGAAUGGCAAGAUGUGGGACUAUGGGACUCGCACCGGACGCAGAAACUUUCAAUGGUGGAUGCAGCUAUUCUUUGGCCAGACGGGACGCCGCAGUCCCAUUGCAAGCAGGAAUGUCUCCCCGGUCAAAUUGCGGUUCCUCUUCAAGAGAAAUGCUCUUGGGGUUGCCAAACUUGUUACAAAGAUGCUAUCGUGGUGGAUAAUGCAUGCGAGCAGUGCAAGAGAACCCACUGGCCCAGCACAAAUCGUUCUGCCUGUGAGCCCAUCGUCCCGGCUAGCGUGGCUACAUAUGAAGUCAUCAUCGUCGUUAUCCUAGUUCUCUGCAGUACUGGAAUCGCCCUAGCAGGGCUGAGUUUUGCCGGUCUAUGCUACUAUCGCCAUCACUCCUUGAUCAAGGCUAGCAGUCGUGAGCUCGGUACCGUGUCCAUCGUGGGAACGAUCUCGGCCUGUCUUGUUCCCUUACCGUUACUGCUUCCGCCUUCUGACCACACGUGUGCGGCAGCGGAGGCACUAGUCUCCCUCUGCUUCACCAUGACUUACGCACCCACGUUACUCAAAGUCAACCGUAUCCAUCGAGUGUUUCAAGCCGGUAGAAGGUCGACUAAAUGCCCUCGGCUGGCUCGACCAAAGGAGCAGAUCUUCAUAGCAUCGAUUAUCGUUCUCAUACAGAAACGAUGCGUAUCGUCGUACGGUGGAGAUCGUUGUUACACCGUCAUUGUGAAAACGUGCCGCAAAAUGUUUGUGUUUGCGUUUGCCGGACUCGUACUUUGCGCUACUGGACAGGUUCCACCGCCGGUUCUGGUUAACUUCACCGUGGAAGGUGACGUUACCCUGGGCGGGAUGGUCCCGUUCCACUUUGGUUCAUCCUGUCAGGGGCCGUUGGGGCGGACAUCGGUGGAGGCUGCCGAGACGAUUGUGUUCACUGUUCGUCAGGUGAACGAGCGAUCAGACCUGCUACCAAACCUGACGCUGGGGUUCGACAUCAGGGAGACAUGUUACAACGAAGACAUGACACUGUUAUCCGUUCUGUCUCUUUUGAGUAGCUACUCCCAUGAUGACCCAGUUUUCCGAGUGACGGGACGUCACCGACCACCAGCUACCGGUAAUUUGAUCGGAAUCAUCGGCACUGCACAGAGUGCUUCCAGUCUGGCAGCAGCCAAACCCAUCAACCUGUACGGUGUGCCCAUGAUCUCUUACUCCGCUACCAGUGACGAGCUGAGCGACAAAGAUCGAUUCCCGUACUUUCUGCGUACAGUGCCACCAGACAGGUUUCAAGCCAGGGCAAUCAUGGACAUCCUAGUCCGUUACAACUGGAUCUACGUCGGUCUGAUCUACUCGCUGAAUACUUACGGUAUCCUUGGCACUCAAGAGCUGUUGUCAUUAGCAGACAAAGAGGGAGUCUGCAUUGCGUUUUCUAUCGUGGUAAGAGAGAACGCUGCCCCCUCUGAAAUCCAAGAAAUUGUUCAGAAAAUCACUACACAUCAUCGCGCGAAAGUUUUGGUGAUGUUCGGCGAGUUUGUUGGCAUGUACACCGCUUUGCAGAUAUACCACAAUGAACACCCUGGCGAAAAGCGGACCCUGCUUUGCAGUGAUGCCUUCGGACAAGAUUUGCAUCAAUACGACAUCCUAAGUAUGAUUCAAGGCAGUAUUAAAGUGAAGCUUGAUUUCCAGAAAAUUCCCGCGAUUCAGGAGUACUUCAGUGAUGUGUUGAAGCAGAGUGGGCUAAGCCCUUGGUUUGCUGCUUUCAGAGAGACAUGGAUGACGGCCAAAAACUGCUCAGACAUCUCUACAUGUCCAAUCUCAUUCACGGGAACCUGGAUGCCGAUUUACAAAUCGGUGUAUGCCUUUGCUUACGCGUUGGACGACAUGCUGCGUGACCUGUGUCCUGAAAUGACGGUCAAUUGCGUGACUCUGACGGCACGUAAUGUCACUGGUAGGGACCUGUUGCCAUAUCUCCGCAAUGUGACCUUUCAAGGACCGGACGGUGAGUUUCAUUUUGAUUCGGACGGGGACCCAGCGGGCGCGUAUCUUCUCAGUUCAGUCGGGGUAGACCAGCAAGGGGAAAUCGUUUGGCACGACAUCGGGCACUGGGACUCUCAUUUUGAACAACACUCCCUGAAAAUUGACGACAAGAGGAUCGAGUGGCCGGGGAUAAAACCCAAAGCACCGAUCUCAGUUUGUCGAGACGAAUGUCAACCGGGUUACAUUGAGGUCCCAGAGGAGGAGAAAUGCUGCUGGACGUGUCGUCAGUGCGUCCCGAACGAGAAAGCGGUUAACAACGAGUGCAUACCUUGUCCUAGCCACUUCUGGCCCAGCGAGGACUUCACGACCUGUCAGCCCAUCGUCCCAACUAUUAUCAAUCUAAAGAAUCCUAUCAUCCUAGUCCUGCUGAUCCUAUGUGGACUGGGAGUCUUGCUGGCCCUAGUGAGCCUGACCGGCAUGUUCAUCUUCCGUAAACAUCCUCUGAUCAAGGCCACUGGCCGUGAGGUUAGUCUUGUCACCCUUCUUGGGACCCUCCUAGCCUACCUGACCAUCUUCCCGUUCCUGGACUACCCAACCGAGGCGUCCUGUGCAGUGGGUGAGGCUAUGGUGUCCCUUGGCUUCACGCUGACCUACGCUCCCACUCUGCUGAAGGUCAACCGGAUUUGCCGGAUUUUCCAGGCGGGAAAGAAGUCCACAAAACCUCCCCGUUUUGUCCGGCCCAGAGACCAAGUUCUGCUGGUCGUCCUGCUUACUGCAAUCCAGGACGCCGUUAGGCUUCAUUUAGGCUAUCAGCUUCGGUCCAAAAAUGGGGCCAGCGGUAUCAAAUGA
Molecule: messenger RNA, 4152 nt
Organism: Patiria miniata (bat star)
Lineage: Eukaryota; Metazoa; Echinodermata; Asteroidea; Valvatida; Asterinidae
Exons: 3
Coding region: 1-4152 (1383 amino acids)
Biological process (GO): regulation of synaptic transmission, glutamatergic; G protein-coupled glutamate receptor signaling pathway
Cellular component (GO): membrane
Molecular function (GO): adenylate cyclase inhibiting G protein-coupled glutamate receptor activity
Source: RefSeq, a predicted model, not a curated record